AUGGUAGCUAUGUUAUUGGACUCACUGACUUCCAAGAUUUCGGGGACAGUCCUGAUCGAUAAUUAUACAAGUCACGGUCUUAUGGUGUUUGAUGGUGAUACCUUAUGGUUUGUCGCUGAUUUAUAUUCAGGAACUGAUGGAAAAACUUAUUGUAAUCGACAAAUUAAACUCUGCAUUGAUCCACCUUUGCCGUUAGAUGAAAAAUUCAGAGCAAUUUUGGUGAAUAGGAAUGGCAGUCGUGCAGCACUAUCGAGUGCACAUUCGGUGUUUGUAAUCGAAAUACCCUGUGAUUGUUGGUGUCGACAGUCUGUAACACAAAAUCCUUUAAUGGAUCACUUGCAAUCUACCUAUCAUUGCAAGAGCCGAUUUAUUGGCUCUCAGACUUGGUCAGCAAAUAUUGCAGUUGAUAUUCUUAAAAUUCGAUGGUGUUGGAAAGAGCGUCAUAAAUCUGGAUAUCAUACUUACAAUAGAUUGGCUGUUCUUUACAGUGGAAAUAUUGUUAGAAUUUAUGAUACUGACAUCACCUGUACUACACCUACAGUUGUUAUCGAUUUUAAAUCGAUUCUUGGGCUUUGCGAAUCAAGUUGCGACCGUUCCUUUGGCGUGCAUAAUUACAUAGCCUCAUUUGAUUUUGGACCAUCAAUUAUUCGUGCAGAUAAUGAAAAUGGUGCAGAAAUUAAUCUUAAAACAUUGUUUGCUAUUGAUAACGAUUGUGGUGAUAUUUACAUUGUCGUUUAUACGGACAGUAGAAUUAUUGAGAUACAGGGACCUCUUGCACUAACAGGAACCGUACCAGAUGCUUCCAGUGGUGCCUUCGAUGUGCUUUAUAUACAGUAUCAUGAAAAAACAUCAUUACCAGUUUUCUCGUUAAUAUCUUCUAAUGGAUGUAUCACUCAUUUCCUUGCUUUAACACUAGACAAGGAAGAUUUCGACGGACAUGUGGAGUUUAUUCUUGUUUCUUAUGAUAAUAUUUUGCUGCCUUGCAAACCGCUUGCUGAUAUUUCAUACUGCUUACAGAAUGAUCCGGUGCAAUCUGGCCAAUAUUUUGUUAUUUGUGGAGCGAAUCUUUUUUCCAUCGAUAUUAAUCCAUGGAUUCAUUUAUUAUCAAAUUUGUUACUAGCAAAUGCAAAUUACGGGAAAAAUGCAAACGAUUUGCCUGAUUCGAAAAUCCAUCAUAUAUUUGUUGUUUUGGGAAAUAUCGAAGCAAAAGGGAUGACAGACGCUAUAAUAUUUGCUACUUCUUGUGUUACCAAUAACAAAUCUCCAAUUUCUGAUGAUAUUUACAAAGCUUUCAAUGAGAAAGAUAUAGUUUAUAUAGCGGUUACAUCCUCAGAACAACUGCUUCAUAAAUUUACAAGGCGAGAUGUUUGGAGUGAUAAACGUGCAGUAGUUAGACGACAUAAUAUGCCUGUUGAGGAGGGAACUCAGGACUAUCUUCUUGAAGAAUGUGUGAAAACCCUCCAAUCUCAAACUGUAAUACCAAGUUUUAGGCUAAAUAAAUCAGUAACGGAAGCUGAAGCUAUAGCAGUAGCGAAUGGCGUUGUGCAAGCGUUGGUAGAAAACAUGAAGAUCACACAAAUUGCUUUUAAAAAAGUUCAGGAUAUAAUUACCGAAGAUGUCAAGAGUUUGGAAGCCAUAAAUAAUAAUAAAUCAGCGUGUGCGGAACGUCUAUUACGGAUACUGUCUGCAUAUGUUGAUCUGAGAAAUCGUAUUUAUAAAAUUCAGAGGACAGUUGCACAACUGAAAAAACGAAGUGAUGAACUGGGCUCAGAUCUUGUGCCAAAGAUGUUCCCAUUGACAGAUACAGAAAAAGUUCUGAAGGAUAAAUUGGAAACGUUGCAUGUCGAAGUCGAUGGCAUUGCGCGACAGUUACCAUAUCUUGCAAAUGAAGUGGCCACUAAACGCCGUGAUCGUUUUGGUCCCGUCCGUUCAUUUUGUGCAUCGAUGAGUGCACAGAAAUUUAUGCUAUCCAAAAACACAGAAGAUAUCAAUGAAAUGGUUAGUUGGACCAAUCAGCUCAUCAAAAGAAUUGAUUCCAUACAAGCUAACAUAGUUGCGCAAGAAGCACUGUCUAGCUCGCCGAAACCAAGACCUCAGUGUGAAUGA
Acanthocheilonema viteae is the source of this 2106-nucleotide messenger RNA. Lineage: Eukaryota; Metazoa; Nematoda; Chromadorea; Rhabditida; Onchocercidae. The record is from the annotation of a GenBank genome assembly.